Geodia barretti is the source of this 573-nucleotide messenger RNA. The record is from the annotation of a GenBank genome assembly. NCBI's taxonomy places the organism in Eukaryota, Metazoa, Porifera, Demospongiae, Tetractinellida, Geodiidae.
AUGACGAUGAAAAUAUACACCAAGUCGGGGGAUGCGGGGGAGACGGGUCUGCUGUUCGGCGGUCGCGUGCCGAAGAACGACCCACGCUGCGUGGCAUACGGCGAGGCCGACUUUGCCACAUCCGCGAUGGGACUUGCGCGCGCGCUGUCCCAGGAUGCCCGAGUGCAAGAGAUUCUGCUUCAGGUGCAGCGCGAGAUGUUCACUCUGAGCGGCGAACUUGCCACAGACAUCGAGAACUACGAGCAUUACAAGUCCAACUUCCACGCCAUUACUGCGGAGAAUGUGGAUCGUCUGGAGACGCUGAUAGACGAGCUGAGCGCGCAGGUGGAACUGCCGCCCAAGUUCAUAAUCCCCGGGGCAUCUGCGGCGUCCGGCGCGUUGGACUUGGCAAGGAGCGCGCUGCGGGCGGCUGAGCGCAGCAUUGUGGGGCUGGAUCAGCAGGACUUACUGCCGAAUAUAGAGCUGCUGCGCUAUGUGAACCGCCUUGCCGACCUGCUAUUUAUGCUUGCCCGCUUCGAGGAUAGGGCGCUUCCGAUGGACAUCGUGACCGGGACUCGGCUGGAUGAGGGGUAG